CCCCGCCAGCAUCCCCCCCCCCCCCACCACCAGCAGCACCUCCCCUCGGCCUUCACCUUGACCUCGAGCAAGAAUGGUCCUCUACUUCAUCGGCCUCGGCCUCUCCGACGAGAAGGACAUCAGCGUGCGCGGCCUGGAGAUCGUCCGCCGAGCCGAGCGCGUCUACCUCGAGGCGUACACGAGCAUCCUGAUGAUUUCACACGAGAAACUUGAGGAGUUCUACGGGCGCCCAGUAAUCGUCGCGGACCGGACCCUCGUCGAGCAAGACGCCGACUCAAUCCUAUGUUCCGCCGACACGCUUGACAUCGCAUUCCUCGUGGUGGGGGACCCGUUCGGGGCGACAACACACAGCGACCUCCUUCUCCGGGCGCGCAGCGCCAACAUCCCCACACGUACGAUCCACAACGCGAGCAUAAUGAACGCGAUCGGGGCUGUGGGGCUGCAGCUGUACAACUACGGGCAGACCGUGAGCAUGGUGUUUUUUACCGAGGCGUGGAGGCCGACGAGUUUUUAUGAUCGCGUCAAAGAGAAUAGACAUGUCGGGUUGCAUACGCUGGUACUGCUCGAUAUUAAGGUUAAGGAGGAGAGUUGGGAGGAUAUUGCCCUGGGGAGAGGGGGCAAGGGCAGGUUUAAUAAGCCCAGGUAUAUGACCGUCGCCCAGUGCGCAGAGCAGAUGCUGGAGGUUGAGGAGACGCGGGGGGAGAAGGUGUACACGCCGCGAUCUCUCGCGGUGGGCGUGAGCCGGCUCGGAAGUGAGGACCAGCGGAUCGUGGCGGGGACGCUGGAGCAGCUGAGUACGGCGGACCUGGGGACGCCGCUGCACUCGCUGGUGCUCCUGGGAAGCCGCGUGCACGAGCUCGAGAUCGACUUUAUCCGCGAGUUUGCCAUCGACAAGGACAUUUUCAACGCUGCCUACCACGAGGAAUACGGCAAGGAGGACGGAGACAAGGCAAUGUAGGUAGUAUCAUCUGUCGGAAGAAGAAAGAAGAAAAAAAAGGUGUUACUCUUGAAUGUCUGUGUUCUACUGUACUUAUAGGAGGUAUAAUAACAGUGAAAGGAAGGUAUAUGUACACGAAUGUGAAGAGAGAAAAAGAGACAAAGAGACAAAGAGAAACGACAGAUUACUCCAUUGCAGCCGUGAAAAACGUGUGUAGAA
Molecule: messenger RNA, 1156 nt
Organism: Tricharina praecox
Lineage: Eukaryota; Fungi; Ascomycota; Pezizomycetes; Pezizales; Pyronemataceae
Product: tetrapyrrole methylase
Exons: 3
Coding region: 74-958 (294 amino acids)
Biological process (GO): protein histidyl modification to diphthamide
Molecular function (GO): diphthine synthase activity
Source: RefSeq, a predicted model, not a curated record